Molecule: messenger RNA, 5232 nt
Organism: Leucoraja erinaceus (little skate)
Lineage: Eukaryota; Metazoa; Chordata; Chondrichthyes; Rajiformes; Rajidae
Product: class I histocompatibility antigen, F10 alpha chain-like
Exons: 6
Coding region: 748-2472 (574 amino acids)
Biological process (GO): immune response; G protein-coupled receptor signaling pathway
Cellular component (GO): external side of plasma membrane; membrane
Molecular function (GO): G protein-coupled receptor activity
Source: RefSeq, a predicted model, not a curated record
ACAUCGCCUAUUCCUUCACUCCAUAGAUGCUGCCUCACCCACUGAGUUUCUCCAGCAUUUGUGUCUACAUUCGAUUUUUCAGCAUCUGCAGUUCUUUCUUAAAGAAUAUCUACAGAUAAUACCAGAGGUGAUGAUCUAACGCUGGUCGCUAGUACUGUGAGGCAGCAGCUCUACCAGCUGUGGACAGUGUUUGGUUUCCUCCUUUUGUUCUGCAUUGUAAUGAUUCAAGUCAGGAUAGGCGAUUGGAUUUAUGGGUCUGCUGAAUCAUAAAGGAACAUUAGGAGCAGUUAGCAGCACAAGAAUGGUGCGUUAUCUGAAACAUAAUUACAUUUCCAGGCAACUACGCCCUGCCAUUCCAUUCCAUUUGCUAUAUAGUGCGAAAAAACAAAGUGUUGUAGUGACUCAGCAGGUCGGGCAACAUCUCUGGAAGACAUUGACAGGCGCUAUUUCAGAUUGGGACCCUACUUCAGAUUGACAAUAGUCACCUAUCCUUUUUCUCCAAAGAUGCUGCUCGACCCGUUGAGUUAUUCCAGCGCUUUGUGUCUAUCGUCACCAUCUAUGCUCUCCGGACUUGCGACCUGAGUUACACCUCAGCACCUCCUCGUGUCUCCAUUGCAGUCAAUGGUUUCCUGCUGGUCCAAUGACACCGCUCGACAACUGGUGACGACCGUAGUAUUUUUAUUCUGAUUGUAUGAUGAGAUUAUCCUGCUUUGUUGUUGGUGAAGUUUGGCUCAGUUGCUGCUGUUGAUGCGAGAGGUUGUACGCGAAAUGAUUCUGUUCAUCUUGCUGAGUUUCUUCCACGUACAAGGGGCUCUUGCAGGGCCUCACACACUGAUCUAUUACUACACCCUGAACCACAGGAGUACUCAUCUAGAAGAAUAUAGUUUUGUGGGUGUUCUGGACGGUUGUGAGAUACAGUAUUAUGACAACAACAUGGACAUUGCAGUCCCAAGACAGAAAUGGAUGGCGGCUGCAUUUGACCGGAAGUACUGGGUAACAGAUACGUUCACUGAAACUGGUUUCCAUGGAAUCAUCAAAGGGCAAGUGGAUGAAUGGAUGCGGAGGCACAAUGAAACAGCAAAAUAUCACUAUACUCAAGGUCAGUUUGGUUGUCAGGUGAACGAUCACAGUCCCAAUGUAGGGAUAUUGAAGUUGGCUUUUGACGGAAGAUAUGCAUUUAGUUUCGACAAGGACAAACUAAAGUGGACGGUGCAUGAUCCAAUAGCUGAACCCUUCAAAGAGAAAUGGGACAAGAAUGAAAAAAUGAACCGUUAUUUCAAGAGCUUGUUAGAACAUGACUGUGUGGAUUAUUGGCGUACAUACUAUGCAAUUGGAAAGACAUACCUGACCAGAAAAGAAGGAAAUGGGAAGAAAGACAGGCACAUUGGCCUUAUUGCCGUGUGUGUGCUGAUAUCGCUGGCUAUUGGCUUGGCAGUAAUUGUUUGGUGGAGAAAAAACAGGAGAGCCGGAGAGUUCGAUGUUCACACCCACGCCAAGAACAGUUUACUGAUGCAGAUUAUGGGGCAGCCGGUCAUCAUACAGAUAGAGAAUAUCUACUACCCCAUUCUCGCAAUAAUUGGAGUUCCUGCUAAUCUGAUGGCGAUAGUGAUUCUCUGCCGCAGAAAUUGCGGUCUAUCGAAAUGCAUCACGCGUUACUUGGUCUACAUGGCAACUGCCGAUCUAAUGGUUCUGAUAUUUGAAGUGGUUUUGUAUGAGAUAAAAGAUUGGCCAAAUUCAUUUCUCAAUUAUACUCCUAUUUGCAGCGUUAAUCUGGCGCUGUUGUUCUUUUCUAUUGAUUGUUCGGUCUGGUUAACUGUGGCGUUCACCUUUGACCGACUUAUAGCUAUUAGUUGCCAGUCGCUGCGAACAAAAUACUGCACCGAGAAGAUGGCGUCAAUGGUCAUUGCAAUUGUAUGUUUUGUGAGCGUGCUGGAAAACAUUCCCAUCUUCUUUAUUUAUGAUCCUCGGGAAAUACUUGAUGGCCAGCCAUGGUCCUGUUAUGUAAAGUCAAGCUUCUACACCGCCCCAAUGUGGAUCGCAUUCUUAUGGUUGGAAACCAUUUUAUGCCCAUUUGCACCUUUCGUUUUGAUCAUGCUCCUUAAUUCUCUGACUAUCAGGCAUAUCGUACGGGCUAAUAGAGUGAGGAGCGCUCUCCGAGGAACCAAUCACACAGAUACAGAAAUUGAUAACCGGAGGAAGUCAAUCAUAUUAUUGUUGGCAAUUUCAGGCAAUUUUAUACUCUUAUGGAUGGUGCUUUUCAUUUGUUACCUGUUUGUACAUUUUACCGACACUCAGUUUCUAGAAGCAAAUUACAAUGACCCUUUCACCAUUGCGGAACAAUCCGGAUAUAUGCUGAGGUGCUUAAGUGCAUGCACAAAUACUUUUAUUUAUGCAGUGUCUCAGGGUAAAUUCAGAGAGGAAUUGAAGCAUAUAGUUAAGCGUCCACUAAGUAUAUUCAUCGGUUUAAAAUAAAUCAUUUAUUUUAAUCACCUGGAGUGAACUUGUUCACGCAGCACAUCAACAUGAGCCCCCAAAGGAAAGUCGGACAGACAACGUCCCUCACAUAUCAUUCGGCACCUCCAACACUAGACCAUUUCACCUUGAAUGAGAAUGUUUGCGAUGGUAUUCCUACUUUCCUACAUUCUACCGACAUUUUGUCCAAUUAUGUGAAACAUUAUCGAUUUUCAGGUCAAAAUAAAAUAAAUUCGACAAGAUUAAUCGCAGUUUUGUAUUGUUCUAAUCGCUAUACCUCUAACAAAUCCCUUCAAUUCAAUUUCUGUAAGUAACGUACUUUGAAAAGUUCUGAAUAAAAUAUUUCUAUCAAUGGACCAUUUGGGAGAAUUGUUACACACGCGUUCAAUACUUCAAAAGCUGAGAUCAUAUAUGAUUUGAAGUGAAUCGAGAAUCACAACUUAAUUGACAGAAGUACACGGUGACUCACAAAUGCCAUUUGAUUCCAUCGGGUGUUGUGGGAUGUACAAAUAAGGAACUGCAAAUGCUGGUUUACACAAACUGACAAAAGAAUGCUAGAGUAACUCAACGGGUCAGACAAUAUUUCUGGAGAACAUGGAUAGAUGACGUUUCAGAUCGAGACCCUGCUUCAACUGGUGUUAUGGGAUGUUGAAAUGCAUGAAUGUGCGGACAGUGGCGUAUGUUUCUCAUUAACGAUUGUAUAUGGGAUGUAUAAAAUAUAAUCUGUGUCCGAAACAUAUGACAUUUUAAUGUUGGAAUCAACCUAUCAAUGACUACGGGUGAGAUAUGCUUGGAUAUCAACAAGGUAGGUGGGCUUUGGAGGUAACUGUGUGGAUGAUGGUGUAUAAAUUCAUCGUGUACUGCCAACAAUAUCAGUGGACGGGCGAAACUGAGGGGACCUGUCUUCACGAAGAUGCAGUACAGAACGCCACAGGAGAUCUCUUCUCCCUACGGCUGUCAAACUACAAACCCUCCCCUUCUGUCGCGGGGUAGAAUGACACCCCCUCCGUAAUCUUUGCACAUCUACAAUCCUUUCCACUCGUCACUUAAAUUUCAUGUUUGAUGUAUCUCGUGUUUUAACCAUAUAACCAUAUAACAAUUACAGCACGGAAACAGGCCAUCUCGGCCAUACAAGUCCGUGCCGAACAACUUUGUUUCCCUUAGUCCCACCUGCCUGCAUUCAUACCAUAACCCUCCAUUCCCUUCUCAUCCAUAUGCCUAUCCAAUUUAUUUUUAAAUGAUACCAAUGAACCUGCCUCCACCACUUCCACUGGAAGCUCAUUCCACAACGCUACCACUCUCUGAGUAAAGAAGUUCCCCCUCAUGUUACCCCUAAACUUCUGUCCCUUAAUUCUGAAGUCAUGUCCUCUUGUUUGAAUCUUCCCUAUUCUCAAAGGGAAAAGCUUAUCCACGUCAACUCUGUCUAUCCCUCUCAUCAUUUUAAAGACCUCUAUCAAGUCCCCCCUUAACCUUCUGCGCUCCGGAGAAUAAAGACCUAACUUAUUCAACCUAUCUCUGUAACUUAGUUGUUGAAACCCAGGCAACCUUCUAGUAAAUCUCUAGUUUAUGACAGUUGGCAGACCAAUUUCCCUCCUGGGAUAAAUAAAGUUCUAUCGUAUCGUGGUUUGCAAGAUAACAGGAUGAGCGAAUUAUUCAUGGCACCUUGUCACGAAGGCCCACACAUGUUUGGAGGAAUUAAUGGAACAAUGGCGAGAGAGGAUAGUGUGGAAGGGACUUGGGUGUUGGACCGGUACCCUGAAGCUUUCUUUCACGUGGGACCCAGUCUCCCACUUAAUUACUGCUCAGAUCGGGGGAGCACAUAACAAAAUCUCAUAGAGCAGAUGUGUAUUUCUCAAACACUUGCUUUAUUCAAAGCCUGAGAAUGCUGGGAAACAUUCUACGAGGACCCAAUGUCCUUUCACUAUUUCACAGCCUUGGCAGCCAGUCUGCGAUUCACUGAUUCACGUGCAUGUUUAAACUAAUUGAUCAGUUAUUAAAGUGUAUUUGCAGUAUUUCAUCGUUGCUUCCUUUUCUUAGAGUUACUUCCAACUUUAUAUUCUCAGUAGCUUGCAAAUCCAUUCUCCCACCCGUGUGACACAUGGGUAGACAUGAGAUAUAAUCUUAUGAUCAGUUUUAUUGUCCUCGGCCUGUAUUACAAUAUCCGAUGUGUCGGAAGGAACUGCGGAUGGAGUUUAGCUUAGUUUAGUUACGUUUAGAGAUACAGCACGGAUACAGGCCGAAUGUGUAUGGAGAGCUAGAGUACAAGUGCAAAAGCAAAGGGACACUCGGAUAUCUCACAAGAUACUGAGUAAGAGUUCUUUGACAAGUUAUUGAAACUAAAUAUAUAGAAGAACGGGCAACUGAAAAUGGAGGAAGUGUGGUUGAUCAUAAAGGGAAAAGCAAAAACAAAAACAGAUAGUCGAUUUUAUUUGUGAAAAUUUAAAAAAUACCAUUAGUUUGAACAAGAAUGAAUAGAAAUUUUGGAGGGAAUGUAUCUGGGUCUCCAGGUAGAAUGUUAACACAGGGCAUAAUAUAGAUGAGACAAUUAAUGCGCAUGUCAGAAAGAUAGUCAUGGCAAUUUGACCAAAAUAAUUAUUUCGCAAACUAAAUUGAUCCUUAAAUAUGAUAUUCGUGUGAUGUAAAUUAGUAGGUUUCUAGAUGUGGAAUUUGAUCGCGAAAAUUGUAAUUAAUGUUCUAACGGUAAGGAUAUUUUAACGGCUGCUUGUUCCACACACUUACCGCACUUUGUGUGAAAAUGAC